GUUCAUUCCAGCCAGUUCAUUCAUUCAUCAGUUUUUGGAGUUCUUUUGUGAUUGUUGUGAAUUUAUUGAAUAUUUUGGUUUUGGUGAAGAAAAUAGAUACAAAAAUGAUUCAACCGGACUUAUCAGCCACUAUGGGAUUAUUAGCUCACUUAAAUUCAGAUGAACUUAAAGAAAUGUUAAAUGAUGACACCAAAUUUGAUUCAGUCCUGAAGGAUGUGAAACAGGUAAAGGAAUGGGAUGUAGAGAAAGAAAUGAUAAUAGCAAGUAACAGAUCUCUUGCUGAGUUCAACUUGACCAAAGAACCUGAGCUGGAAGAAUUGAAACAACGAGUUCUUGAGAAGUCUGAGGAAGGAGAGCAGUAUUGUGUACGAAUACAGGAACUUUUAGAGGAGUACAAAACAAAGUCUGCAGGUAUAUCAGCUGAUACAACGUUGGCCCUACUACAAACAUCUGCAGCAGAAAUUGAAGAAGAAUCUGAGAAUAUCGCUCAGGAUUUCCUAUCUCGAAAAAUUGAUGUUGAUAAAUUUCUUGAAGACUUCGAACCUAUCCGCAAGAAAAUGCAUCUGAGGAAGUUCAAAGCUGAAAAGAUGAGUGAACUCAUGAGAACUCCAAAUCCAAGUUCAUAUGGCAAUGGAUACUCGAAGCCAUACUUGCCAUACCCUAGCUAUGGCCCCCCGUCAGGUCAAAGUGUGCCAUAUCCAAUGGGCCCUCUAAACAUGCCAAUGCCUGGCAUGUAUGGAAAUCAUUUCUGAGUUUUUUUAAUGUGUUCUUGAUAUAAAAUGUUCUUAAGUCUAAUAUUUAAGUCAAGUGAGACUAUAAUGGUAUCAGAUUGUAAAGUGAUAUAGGCUUUGUUGUUAGUAUAAAAUAAACAUAAUAGACUAAGAGCUAGUGAACCUGCACUUCAUAAUUCACCAACAUUAUAUCCUAUAUUGGGAGCAUACGCUGACAAACUUUCAGCUUUUAUAAAAUGACGUAGGUCUGGCAUUCACUAGCUCUUAGUCUGUAACAAAAUGAACUGGUUUUAGUUUGUACCAUCAGAUAACAAAAUAAGUAAUCAUUAUCAUAAAGACAGAUAGAUUAUUAUUUUUAUGAUAUUAUUGUUAUUAGACAAUGUCAAUUUGUAACUUUAUCCAAAUUUAAAUGCUUUGUUUUAAAUAUUGUACAUUUUUAAACAGUCCGCUUGAUGUUGGUGCUUGAAUUAGAAAGAAUGUGAUUAUAUAAAUAGGAAUUCUUAAAUGAAAAGAUAUCUAUUGUAUUGUAGAAAUUCAUAGCCAAAUUAUAGUAAUG
Molecule: messenger RNA, 1287 nt
Organism: Ostrinia furnacalis (Asian corn borer)
Lineage: Eukaryota; Metazoa; Arthropoda; Insecta; Lepidoptera; Crambidae
Gene: Vps37B
Product: vacuolar protein sorting 37B
Exons: 3
Coding region: 105-752 (215 amino acids)
Biological process (GO): protein targeting to vacuole; ubiquitin-dependent protein catabolic process via the multivesicular body sorting pathway; protein targeting to membrane
Cellular component (GO): ESCRT I complex
Source: RefSeq, a predicted model, not a curated record